Trichoderma atroviride IMI 206040 is the source of this 611-nucleotide messenger RNA. RefSeq lists its product as uncharacterized. NCBI's taxonomy places the organism in Eukaryota, Fungi, Ascomycota, Sordariomycetes, Hypocreales, Hypocreaceae. The record is from RefSeq and is a predicted model, not a curated record. Gene Ontology annotation, biological process: intra-Golgi vesicle-mediated transport.
AUGUCCGAAGCCUACGAGCGCGAGCGCCAGAACAACGCUCGUCUGGAGGAGCUCUCCUCCAAAGUAACCGCCCUGCGCGGCGUCACCGUCGACAUAUACGAUAAUGCUCGUGCUCAAGAUGUCAUCGACAACACUUCUGAUACAUUCACAUCCAUGACCUCCCAGUUCAAGGGAUCAGCGUCGCGAUUAACGCGCAUGGCCGCUUCCGGAAACAACGUCGCUAUAUUAAAGCUUGCGGGAAUCAUCAUCGGGGCGUUUCUACUGCUCUACUAUGGCCUCAAAUUGAUCUUUUGAGACAUUGGGUGGGCAAGCAAAGGCGAUGGCGAAACAAACAAGGUCUAAGGUGGGAUAUGGGGGCGUAUACAUACUAGACAGGCGAGCAAGCCGUGUACAGCUAUUUUUUUUCUUUUUAAUUCCUUUUUUUCUUUUUAAUUCCUUUUUUUCUUUGGUAACUGGCCUUUAGGAUAAGGGGAAGAUGCGGUUCGGCUUCGAAAGACAAUGAAUACCCCUGGCGCGCUAUCCGGAGUUGUUUCUCAUUUGAUUUAUAUGAGCAUAUCAAUUUUUUUUGUAUGGUUAUGGCAAUAAAUAAAUUUAGGGAACAUUAUCAAUUA